CUUUGAGAUUGCAAGAUUCAUUUUUUGUGCAUAUGAUAAUUCAAUGCAAUUCAUAUAUAAACACGACAUACGAUACGAAGAAAUUUUAGACGAGAGAGAGUGUACGAUACGAAGAAAUAAUACACGAAAGACGCGAUUGAAAAGUGCGUCUUCUUCUUCUUUGUGUUUGUAAAACCCUAAGAAAUAAAGAACACCCAAAUCAGACCGAUCUCUUUUUGUUUCUCUCUCUUAAUUCCAUCUCAAGUCAAUCAGACCCGGAUUCCUGAACUCAUCUUUUUCCAAUUUUUCUUGAUCUUCUGAUCAAUCGAUCGAUUUUUAAUUUUCAAUUUCACGCUUUAUCAUUUCUUUCAAACAAAGCCCCCGAUUUUCAAGAUCUUUUGGUGGGAAGUUUGCUUCAUAGUUUUGAAAUUUCGAUGAAGGUAUAAAAAGGGUUUUUGAUUUUGAUAUUUUUAAAAUUGGGCAAGGCUGGCUGGUGUCGAAGACAUGUAAUGGCGGAUCCGCCUGGUGUCCGCCAAGUUUUCUUGCUCGAAUUCGUUGUCGCUCCCGGAGUUGUAUUUUCAUCUUCGUUAUCUAUUGAAUUAGGGUUAGGGUAUUUUGACAUCACAAGUUGUUGUUGCGAUUAAAAGCAUGCUGAGCGUGCUGAGAGUGCACCUCCCGUCCGAUAUUCCGAUUGUGGGUUGCGAGCUUUCGCCCUACGUGCUUCUCCGCCGUCCCGACCAAACUGUCUUCACCGACGAUGUACCGGAAUCCUCACCUAUCGAGGGCCAUUUCUUGAGAUACAAGUGGUAUCGUAUACAAAGCGACAAGAAAGUUGCUAUUUGUAGCAUACAUCCAUCAGAGCAAGCAACUUUACAAUGUUUAGGAUGCGUUAAAGCCAAAAUCCCAAUCGCGAAAAGCUACCAUUGCUCUCCCAAAUGUUUCUCCGAUGCAUGGCAGCACCACCGUGUCCUCCAUGAACGUGCCGCCAGUGCUGUAAACGAAAACGGAAAUGAAGAAGAAGAGAUCUUCGGACGAUUUAACAACAACAACAACACCAAUAAUCAAAGUUUAUCCACUUCACAAUCUCUCCCCACUCUCACAAAUGGUUCAACACCUCUAUACCCUGCAGCUGUGACUCAAAGAAGUGGUGGUGAAACUUGGUUUGAAGUCGGAAGAGCUAAAACCUACACACCAACAGCAGAUGAUAUCGGCCAUGUUUUAAAGUUUGAAUGUGUUGUAGUAGAUGCAGAAACAAAGUCACCCGUUGGACAUGCCAACACCAUAUUAACAUCACGGGUGAUUCCUGCUCCAUCACCGAGUCCCAGGCGGUUGAUUUCAGUCAGUAAUGCUGACGUGGCAGGACAUUUGGAUUUAGAUGGGAGGCUUUCAUCAACAGGAACUUUUACUGUUCUUUCAUAUAACAUUUUGUCUGAUUCAUAUGCUACAAGUGAUUUAUAUGGUUAUUGUCCUUCAUGGGCUCUUUCUUGGCCUUAUCGUAGACAAAAUUUGUUGCGUGAAAUCGUGGGAUAUCGAGCAGAUAUUGUUUGUCUUCAAGAGGUUCAAAGCGAUCAUUUUGAUGAGUUUUUUGCACCUGAGCUUGACAAACAUGGCUAUCAAGCUUUGUAUAAGAAGAAGACAGCUGAAGUUUUUAAUGGAAGUGUUAUGACUAUUGAUGGAUGUGCUACGUUUUUCAGAAGAGAUAGAUUUUCACAUGUGAAAAAAUACGAGGUUGAGUUUAAUAAAGCUGCACAAUCUUUAACUGAUGCUUUGGUUCCUAGUGCUCAGAAGAAAACCGCAUUAAAUCGGUUGGUUAAAGAUAAUGUUGCACUGAUUGUUGUUCUUGAAGCAAAGUUUAGUAAUCAUGGAGUUGAUAAUCCAGGAAAAAGACAGCUUGUUUGUGUGGCAAAUACCCAUGUGAAUGUUCAACAAGAUCUGAAGGAUGUCAAACUAUGGCAGGUUCAUACAUUGUUAAAAGGUUUGGAAAAGAUAGCUGCAAGUGCAGAUAUACCAAUGUUAGUCUGUGGGGAUUUUAAUUCGGUUCCUGGAAGUGCUCCUCAUGCGCUUUUAGCAAUUGGAAAAGUUGACCCAAUGCAUCCCGAUUUAGCAGUUGACCCUCUUGGAAUUUUAAGACCAGCUACCAAAUUGACUCACACUUUGCCAUUGGUUAGUGCAUACUCAUCAUUUGCAAGAAUUGGAGGUGGAAUUGGUUAUGAGCAACAAAAGAGGCGAGUGGAUCCUGCAACAAAUGAACCAUUGUUUACAAAUUGCACAAGAGACUUCAUUGGUACCCUUGACUACAUAUUUUACUCGGCUGAUAGUUUGACUGUGGAAUCAUUGUUGGAGCUUUUGGAUGAAGAUAGCUUAAGGAAAGAUACAGCACUUCCUUCUCCAGAAUGGUCUUCUGAUCACAUUGCACUUUUGGCUGAAUUUCGUUGCAAGCCUCGAACUAGGCGUUAAUUAGUUGGUGGAAAAAAGUUAAAAAGGUGAAGGCUUGAGUUGAAGAUAGAAGUAAAGGGUGAAAGAGAAAGCAUUGUGUAAGAAAAGAAGAGUAGAUGGAUUGAUUUGGAUAGGCAUUUGGGGAAAAAUCUACUUUGUAUCAUGCUAUUACUACUACUAUUACCUUUGUCCCAUAGAAGAAAAAGAGAAUUAAUCAUGUCUUAUUUCUUUUGGUUACUUGUUUCUUUUGAUAGGGAGAAGAAGAUAAUUUAAAAGAAUAUCCGGGGUUCAAUAUAAUUAAUAGGUAAUGCAAAGCUAUAUUUUUCUUUUUUCACCAAA
Lactuca sativa (garden lettuce) is the source of this 2754-nucleotide messenger RNA. Its product is annotated as carbon catabolite repressor protein 4 homolog 1. NCBI's taxonomy places the organism in Eukaryota, Viridiplantae, Streptophyta, Magnoliopsida, Asterales, Asteraceae. Gene Ontology annotation, molecular function: 3'-5'-RNA exonuclease activity. The record is from RefSeq and is a predicted model, not a curated record.